UCUCUCGUUCAACAAAGAACAUGGCUGAAGUCCGGCGCUUUAUAACAAAACUGUUUAUGUUUCCAAAAAGGUUUUUCAGAGUAAUAGGAUUUCUAACAUUUUUACUGUUUUUUUUAAUGAUCGUGUUAAAUGGUUCUUUUUUAAAGCCGAAAUGGCAAUAUUAUCAUAAAAUUUCGCAUGAAAGCAUAGAAAAGGCUAGAGCUUUUGUAGAUAAUUUCGAACAUAGGGUUUUUAAGUAUGGAAAAGAGUUCGAUAAUCGAAAGGAUAGCGACGGUAGUAUGGACAAAAGUGGUGGACCUCUCGUAAAGAAUAUUGGUAACGAUCAAACAAGCAAAGAAGGUAGAAAUUCGUUAAAUAACACUACUUCACCUAAACAUCAAGAUAGACCAAGGAAAAAAAUACCCAAGACGCCCUCGACAAAUUUCUGGAAUACAAAGAUUUCUAGAGAGGAUAUUGGAAAGUUAGAAAAAGGAUUUCAUUUACACGUUUGGUACCAUGUUUGCGCGCCAAAUAUAGACGUUUUAUGUCAGUAUCCGCUCUUUCCUAAAGGGCCGGAUGUCAUCUCCGUCGCCCAUCGCCUAGACCUCAUGCGAAAUGAGACCGAGUUCGGACAACGGAUGUUCGGCUACAUUGUCCCACCAAUCACAGGGCAGUAUCAAUUCGCCGUAUCGUCGGAUGACUCCUCCGAAAUUUUUCUCAGUACUGACAGCGAUCCGAGAAAUUCUAAGUUGAUCUGUCAAGUGGGGAAUAGAAAUGAGGCUUACGUGUAUACUGAACGGAACGACUUCAGGCGAAUGCCUCAGCAGCAGUCAAAGCUUAUCCGUCUGACAAAGAAUGAGGCUUAUUUCCUGGAUAUUCUUCAUGUUCAAGGUGGUGGUGGGGAUAGUUUCCAGUUAGCCUGGAAAUUACCUGGAAAAGAUAAUUUUGCGAUUGUGGAAAUUGAGUUUUUAAGGUUGGUAAAAGGCUUGCCGAGAGAAGUAUCAAAGAUAUAUGCAGGGAUGACAGUUGAGUGUAUGGGCUGCGAUCAAAAGCGCCAUCAUCACAUGGCAUUUUGGGAAGGAGAUGAGAAUCCAAGGUACAUAAAACACGAAGAAGUAAAGGACGUCUUCCCGACCUGUCCAUACAACCCUAGCUACAUCACCCAUGGGGAGCUCCCAGAGGGUAGACACCAGGCCAUCAGCCUCUACAAUACCCCUGUGUACCAGUACCCGUCCAUAGAGAAAACAGGGGUUGUGAACUUCGACCAGUACGACUUCUACAGGAACCACCCUCUGGAUUUCAAGGACGCGGCUAUUACUGCAGAGAUGUACAUUGAGCAAUUGGAUAAGAAGUACCCUGGGAAAUUCAAGAUGCUCAACAUCAUUAACGUAGAGAAGAAAAUUGACCCCAAGAGAGGCGCGCGCUACCUGAUGGAACUGAAUGUGACAGUUAAAGGAGAAGAAAGGCAUGCCGUGCUCUCGCAGUACAUCUUCGGAGACUCGAAAUCCUUCUGCUAUCCCGAAAAUCUCCAAUGGAGCCGGACGGCCAAGAUAGCCCUCAUUAUUACACUACGGAACCAAGGUCGAUGGAUGGCCCACUUUCUCGACAACCUCCAAGACAUCUACAUCCACUCGUCGCGUGACCAGCACGUCAGCCUGAUUGUGUACGAUUACGAGAGCGAGGAUCUGGACAUUGAGCGGGAGUUAUCCAAGCGCUCGCUGCCACCAUAUAAGCUCAUUAAAAAGGCAGGCGCAUACUCGCGUGUUCAGUCAUUUAACGCGGCUAUACGAACCGUGACCGACUCGCAUACUAUCAUUUUUACGGUGGAUUUGCAUUUGGAGUUGCCUUAUUCGCUAUUUGAUGAUAUCAGGAAGCAUUGUUUCGAGGGGAGAUCGGCGUACACCCCUAUCAUCGUUCGCCUGCGGUGCGGCCACUCCCCGCUAAAUCCUCGAGGCAAAUGGGAGGUUCAGGGCUUCGGCAUUAUCGGCAUUUACAAGUCUGACUGGGACCGCAUAGGAGGGCUAAACGAGGAAAGGUUCAAGGACAAGUGGGGAGGGGAAGAUUGGGAGAUGAUGGAAAGGCUCGUCGGAGGGGGGCUGGAGUAUGAGAGGUUAAGAACACAUGGGAUAUAUCAUUAUCAGCACUCAAGGAAAGGAAUGUGGACUGGGGAUCAUUUGAUAAGUCAAAUGUCGGACUGAAUUCCGGGAAAGAAUAGUUCAAGUGACUGAGUGAUGGACAAGAAGAAAGAUAAAAUGACGGACAACAAGAUAAGUUUUAUGUUGGACAGGAUGUCGAACAAAAAUAUACCGUCGCAUCGCGGACAAGGUAAUUCAAUUAUCGGACCAACAAAA
Nematostella vectensis (starlet sea anemone) is the source of this 2330-nucleotide messenger RNA. RefSeq names its product beta-1,4-N-acetylgalactosaminyltransferase 3. Gene Ontology annotation, cellular component: Golgi cisterna membrane. Gene Ontology annotation, molecular function: acetylgalactosaminyltransferase activity. The transcript has 5 exons. NCBI's taxonomy places the organism in Eukaryota, Metazoa, Cnidaria, Anthozoa, Actiniaria, Edwardsiidae. The coding region runs from base 21 to 2177 and encodes 718 amino acids. The record is from RefSeq and is a predicted model, not a curated record.